This is a messenger RNA of Thermothelomyces thermophilus ATCC 42464, 2860 nucleotides long. RefSeq lists its product as uncharacterized. NCBI's taxonomy places the organism in Eukaryota, Fungi, Ascomycota, Sordariomycetes, Sordariales, Chaetomiaceae. The coding region runs from base 130 to 2769 and encodes 879 amino acids. Gene Ontology annotation, cellular component: mRNA cleavage and polyadenylation specificity factor complex. The transcript is spliced from 5 exons. Gene Ontology annotation, molecular function: RNA binding; 5'-3' exonuclease activity; RNA endonuclease activity. Gene Ontology annotation, biological process: mRNA 3'-end processing by stem-loop binding and cleavage. The record is from RefSeq and is a predicted model, not a curated record.
UGAUUGACUAGAAACAUCAGAAAGUCGACCCUUACUCCGGGGCCCGCGUCGGACCUGCCUCGGAAGCCGUGCUGAGAAUCACACUAACCCUCUUCCUCCGGGAUUGCGCUGCACCCCGUCAACGCCACCAUGGCUUCCAAGCGAAAGGCAUCGGCCAUGGCAUCUGCUGCGCCCGAGGAGCCGGUCGAUCCGGCCGAUGAACUCAUGUUCCUUUGUCUGGGUGGCGGCAACGAGGUCGGCCGGUCCUGUCACAUCAUCCAAUACAAGGGGAAGACAGUCAUGCUUGAUGCUGGCCAGCACCCAGCAUACGACGGACUGGCAGCCCUGCCGUUCUUUGAUGACUUCGACCUCAGCACUGUAGAUGUGCUCCUCAUCAGCCAUUUUCACAUCGACCAUGCCGCUUCUCUGCCAUACGUCCUCGCCAAAACGAACUUUCGUGGUCGGGUCUUCAUGACACAUCCUACCAAGGCCAUCUACAAGUGGCUGAUUCAGGACAGCGUGCGCGUCGGCAACACUUCGUCAAAUCCGACAACCCAGCUCGUGUACACUGAGCAGGACCAUCUCAACACGUUUCCCAUGAUCGAGGCCAUCGACUACCAUACCACACACACAAUAUCAUCGAUUCGAAUUACCCCUUAUCCGGCGGGACACGUCCUGGGCGCCGCCAUGUUCCUGAUCGAGAUUGCCGGCCUCAACAUCUUGUUCACCGGCGACUACUCUCGCGAGCAAGAUCGACAUCUGGUGUCCGCAGAAGUGCCCAAGGGCGUCAAGAUUGACGUGCUCAUCACCGAGUCGACCUACGGUAUCGCCUCCCACGUUCCCAGGCUAGAGAGGGAGCAAGCCUUGAUGAAGUCCAUCACGAGCGUGCUGAACCGCGGCGGCCGGGUGCUGAUGCCCGUCUUUGCCCUGGGGCGUGCCCAAGAGCUGCUGCUCAUUCUGGACGAGUACUGGGCCAAGCACAAGGAGUACCAAAAAUACCCCAUCUACUACGCGAGCAACCUCGCCCGUAAGUGCAUGCUUGUCUACCAGACAUACGUCGGCGCCAUGAACGACAACAUCAAGCGUCUCUUCCGAGAACGUAUGGCCGAGGCGGAGGCAUCGGGGGACGGCGCCGGCAAGGGCGGGCCGUGGGACUUUAAGUUCAUCCGCUCGCUCAAGAGCAUCGACCGGUUUGAGGAUGUGGGCGGCUGCGUGAUGCUUGCCAGUCCCGGUAUGCUUCAGAACGGCGUCAGCCGGGAGCUGCUCGAGAGGUGGGCUCCGAGCGAGAAGAACGGCGUGAUUAUCACGGGUUACAGCGUCGAGGGCACCAUGGCCAAGCACAUCAUGCAGGAGCCUGAGCAGAUCCAGGCCGUCAUGACGAGGAGCUCCGCCGGGGGGAGAAGAGGCCCCGGCGGCGACGCCGAGAAGGUCAUGAUCCCCCGUCGCUGCACGGUUCAGGAGUUCUCUUUUGCCGCCCACGUCGAUGGAACGGAAAACCGAGAGUUCAUCGAGGAGGUUGGCGCCCCGGUGGUGAUUCUCGUUCAUGGUGAGGUGCAUAACAUGAUGCGCCUAAAGUCCAAGCUGCUGUCCCUGAACGCGAAUAAGACGAACAAGGUCAAGGUCUAUAGCCCUCGCAACUGCGAGGAGCUCCGCAUCCCUUUCAAGACGGAUAAGACGGCUAAGGUGGUGGGCAAGCUGGCGUCGAUUCCUCAGCCGAUGAAGAUGCCCAAGGCGGAGUCGGAAGAACCGCGACUCAUCACCGGCGUGCUCGUCCAGAACGACUUCAAGAUGUCCCUGAUGGCGCCCGAGGACCUGCGCGAGUACGCUGGUCUUACGACCACCACCAUCGCCUGCAAGCAGCGGCUCAGGCUGAGCGCGGCGGGUAUCGACCUGAUCAAAUGGGGCCUUGAGGGCACCUUUGGCAGUAUCGAGGAGCUGCCGGAAGCCAAGCAGCAGCCUAAGAGCUCCGCCAACGGUGACGGGCCGAGCAAUGGCGACACCAAGAUGGAGGAUGCCGACGAGGAGUUCCCCAUUGAUGAGGUUGUUGCUGCCUACCUGGUCAUGGGCUGCGUGACUGUCCGCUAUCGCACUAGCGGUGAGGUAGAGCUCGAGUGGGAGGGCAACAUGCUCAACGACGGCAUCGCUGACGCCGUGAUGGCCGUCCUGCUCGGCAUCGAAAGCAGCCCUGCGGCAGUGAAGCGAUCCGCAAGCAAGCACUCCCACUCCCACUCUCACGCCCCGGCCUCCGGCGACUCGGACGCCUUCGCCCUCCCCAAUCGCAAUCUGCACGCCAACCUCUCCCCGGAAGAACGACUCGAGCGCCUAAUGAUGUUUCUCGAGGCCCAGUUCGGCGCCGACAACGUCUCCCCGAUCGCCGAGCCCAAGUUACCCCCCGUGUCCCCGUCCCUUCCCAAGUCCAAGUCCGUCAAGCCAUCCCCGACCGCCGCUCCCAAGGAGGAAGAAGAGGGGGCCGACGGCGCGACGCCGAUGGACGUCUCCUCCCCGGCAGACGGCGAGGAUCAGGAGACGAAACCGGCGGAGGCGAAAGAGGGAGGGGAAGAGGAAGGCGACGGGGAGCAGAGAGAGCACGAGCGACGAGUGCGGGCCGAGCUGGCGCGGCUGCACAAGCUCGGCAUCCCCGUGCCCGGCGUGCGCAUCAAGGUCGACAAGAUGGAGGCGAGCGUGUGGCUGGAAGGGCUGGAGAUCGAGUGCGCCAACCGCGUUUUCGCGGACCGCGUGCGGGCCGUGGUGGAGAGGGCUGUCGAGGUGACUGCGCCGCUCUGGGGGUAGUUUCAAUUGUACAUGCACACACACAUAUCCCGUCUUCUAGGUAGCCUCUUUUUUUCUCCUUUUUUGUCAGUCUGAAAACGUGGGUCACUGG